Trichobilharzia szidati is the source of this 4252-nucleotide messenger RNA. The record is from the annotation of a GenBank genome assembly. NCBI's taxonomy places the organism in Eukaryota, Metazoa, Platyhelminthes, Trematoda, Strigeidida, Schistosomatidae.
AUGGUGAAUCAUACAGUGAAUGAAACUUGUACAAAUUAUUUUGAGCAUGCCAGUGACGUGGAAGACAAUAUCAAUACGUUAACGUCAACGCAUACAAAUAUUACAGAGAAUAACAGAUCAAUUGUUCUAUCGUCUACAUCAGACACUUUAAUGGCGCCCCCCUUACCUCCUCAUCAUUUUGGACAUAGUAAAUCCCUUUCAUCCUCGUCAAUAACAUCAACACCGGGGGCUGGUGGCGGUGGUGGUGGUGGUGUGGGUGUUGACAGUAUGAAUAUAAAACGAUGUCAUGACAUUACACGAUUUCGAAUCGAUUGUAAAGAAGCCUCACAGGUGAUCACAUCAGCUAUUGAUGCACAAGUCAAGUCUAUCAGUGAAAUGUUAUCAUAUUUUUCAAAAUUAGUUAAAGCUGAGAAAACUGUACAACAAGCUUUAUCGGAUUUAUUAAAUGAUCAGAAAGAAGCAACAGGAGAUCCCAGUGGAGGAGGAGGAGGUCAACGUCAAAAUGGUGGUGGUGGUAGUAUGCGAAAUUUUUUCCGUGGGAAUUCACGUCGACGUGGACGUAAUACACUAUCAGGAUGGAAUAAAAAUCUGUCCAAUGGUACUACUGAUGGAGAAUUAAGUAAACUUCUACACAAUUUAGUUAUAUCAACAAAUCAUCAAGCACGCAUGUAUUCUACACGUGCAUUAUUUCACAAACUGAUUACAGCUGGUCAAUUGGAUAGUCUGAAUGCCUGUGAACAAUGCUUGAAACGUACUUAUAUGGAAUGUGAAGAAGAACUGAAAUCACAAGCUCGUCAGUACACGUUGAGUUUAAAAGCCUAUGAAAAGAAAUAUAUGAAAUAUACUGGUCAACUGUCUAAUUUACAAUCGAAAUUAACAAAUUUAUGCGAUAAACGUUUGACGAAUAAUCGUAGAGUUGUCGAUGGAUUGAUGAAUAAUUUAGAAUAUUCAACAAAGAAAUUAAAUCUUUUACAUAAUGAAUAUUGUUUAGCCUUGUUGACGGCUAAUCAUUAUCAACAAUGGUUAUACACGCAUUUGCGUCCAUGUCUACUGAAAGGUGUUGAGCGGACAAUGCAAUUAGCCUCAGAAGUUGUAUGGCAUCUGUUAGUUUUUGGCGGUGAAAAUAUUCACCAUUUCCAAUCGAAUUGGCUUAAAGAAUUUCAAUCUGAAUUGAGUCUGUCAAAUCUGUUAGAACAAAAUGGUGUUCAAUUUCCUGGACCUGUAAAUCAUUCAUUUAAUCCAUCAUUGAAUCACCCAUCGAUUAGUGGAAAUAUUUCACCCGGUUCACUUAUUGUCAAUGAUUUAACUGGACAAUCAUUAAUUGAAUUAGCUCAAUUACACAAGAAUAAGGAACUUUUGCAUAGAGAAACUGUGAGUCAAAUGACAAAAGAAUGUUUACAAUGGGAAGAAGCUUUAUCACAAUGGCGAGCUGUAUUUGCUAAUCCUGGUCCUAAUCCAUGGUCAAAUUCAGGUACCAUACAACAUUCCUUGACUGCAACAACUACAAGAACAUCUACAGCAUCGUCUUUAGUUAAUUCAUCUAUAGAUGAUGCAUCGAAUGGUUUCACUAUGGAUAAUCCUAUUCCAUUAACUCUUCCCGAUAUACAAGAUCUUUGGCAUGAUGAUAGAGCUCGUCCAGUGAACCUCUGUGAAGUAUCAUUUCGUUUGGCUAUUUGUGAAUUUGAAUUAUGCUUUGCAACUUGUCUGGCUGACUCUGAAGCUCAACUAGUCAGUGUACUGACAGAUGCUCAAUGUCGCCUGAAUUGGUACUCGCUGAAGUUGUUGUCCGAUUCAACAACGAGUAGUACAACGAGUACAUUCUUACGGAAUCAUACUACUGAUAAUUUCAAUGGCAGUAGUGGUAGCGGUGAUGACAAUAAUAAUAAUAAUGGGCAUAAUAAUUAUAACCAUGAUCAUAAUAUUAAUAAUAAUGAUAUUGACAUUCAAAAUGGUAAUGAUGGCGAUACCUGUGGUCAAUUGUUCAAUAACCAUGACAAUUCGAUCCCAGUCUGUGGUUUCAGUGAUUCAUCGGGUUCUAUCUAUCCUAAACUGCUAAUCGAUCAAACAUUCACGCCUCCUCCUCCUCCUCCUCCUGCUCUUUCAACAUCGAAUACUUCCGAUUUAUCCUCUAGCAUGGAACAACAACAACAGCAACAACGUCCUGAACGUAAUCGUUUAUGGCAAAGUGUUCGACAGUCAAUGUCAAAAUUUCGUUCACAUUUUAUUCGAAAUAAUAAUAUCAGAUCAUCAACAAGUGCACUAUUGAAUUCACGUACAUCAUAUCAACAACGUAUACGUGAAACGUUAAUAGCGAUACCUAUCGCUGAAAAUGGACAUAAAUAUGAUGAUAAUAAUAAUAAUAAUCAUGAUUCUCAUCAGACAUUUAAUACACUUCUGCAUAUACAGUCACCGUCAUAUGGGAAAUCUUCAUCGCCUUAUCCUAUGAAUUCUGUAAAUAAUAUGAGUAGUGAAUGUCAGAGACGAUUAGGCACAGAUACUCCAUCGUAUAAUCAAAAUAGACGAUUUAGUCAUCAAAAUAUUCAAACUAAUCGAGAAUCUCAAGAUUCGACAUCGAUACUAACCAGUUUCCCAUUAGUGAUUGAGUCUGAUGUCGAUAUUAACAAGGAACCCUGGUUUCAUGGUGUUCUGCCUAGAGCUGAAGUCGAACGCCUUUUACAAAAUCAAGGUGAUUUUCUUGUCCGUCAGACAAGUAAACGUGCCAGUGGUCGUGAUACACUUACAACAUGGAAUGGUGGUGGUGGUGUGGGUGGUGAUGUAUUCAACGGCGGUGGAAGUCAUCAUGAUGGAACACUGAAUAAAGAUAUUCAUUCCAAUGCAACUGUUCUACGUAUGGUCCUGUCAGUUUAUUGGCAUGGUCAUCGACAUUUUAUUCUGUAUGGUGGCGGAAGUUCUGGUGAAGGUUGGCACUUAGAAGAUGGUUAUUUUUCAACAAUUAGAGAAUUAGUCGAGUAUCAUAUGAAAACUCAAACUCCAGUGACAGCUAAAUCAGGCGCUUGUCUUAUUACUCCAAUAUCAAGACCUGAUUGGGAAUUAGACAAUCGUGAUGUACAAUUGUUGCAAAAAAUUGGUCAGGGAAAUUUUGGUGAUGUCUAUCGUGGUGUUUAUAAUGGCUGUGAAGUUGCUGUGAAAACAUGUCGUGUUGAUAUGACCGCGUCUGAUCUACGUCAAAAAUUUCUCCAAGGUGAAACAACUGCAUUGAAUUUCAAUCAUCCAAAUAUUGUUAAACUUGUCGGUAUUGCUGUUCAAUCUUAUCCAAUUAUGAUUGUUAUGGAAUAUGUUCCAGGCGGUUCUCUUUUAAACCAUUUACGUAAAUCGAAAAAUGCCCUACCUGUUAUGAAAUUGCUCAAAAUGAGUCUAGAUGCUGCCAGCGGGAUGAGUUAUUUAGAAAUGAAGAAUUGUAUUCAUCGUGAUUUAGCCGCAAGAAAUUGUUUAAUUACAGAUGAUGGGCAAUUGAAAAUAGCAGAUUUUGGAAUGUCUAGAGAAGAGCAUAUUUAUGAAUUAAGUGAUAAACGUGGUCAAAUUCCAAUCAAAUGGACUGCUCCUGAAGCUCUUCGUACAGGUCGUUAUACUAUUAAAUGUGAUGUUUGGUCAUAUGGUGUUCUUUUAUGGGAAAUAUUUACAUUUGGUGAUAUUCCAUACAGGAAUUGGUCAAAUCAACAGACAAGAGAUAUGAUUGAAUCAGGUUACCGAUUACCUGCGCCAGAUUUAAUGCCAUUAUGGUUACGUACAUUGAUGAAUCGUUGUUGGAGUGAAGAACCUGAGAAACGUCCUAGUUUUGCUGAUAUAUCAAGCGAAAUUAAACUACCGAAUGCAAAUUCUUUUACACCGAAUCUACGCAGAUCUGCUGAUAAUCAUCAACAGAAUAAAUCUACUGAUAAUAACAACAAUCAUACUACUAAUACUACUAAUAAUAGUAGUAUAGAUAGUAGCAGUAAUGAUAACAAUCCUAUGAAUUCAUCAUCAAUUAAUUCUCGAUUGGCAAUAUCAGUGAAAGAUAAACGUGUCCGAGAGAAUUAAUUGUGAAAGUUCAAACUUGUUUUUUUUAUAUUUUCGUUUAUCAUCGUGAUAUUGUUUCGUUUCAAUGGAUUAUACCGUUUUCUUUUUUUAUGUACAUAGAUCCAUUCCAUUUUGUUUAAAGCGCCUUUCUCCUCUUCUCUCUGUUUUUUCUAAAAAAAGAAGUUUUAUUCUGUAAAUGAAAUUUUUAUUUUUUUUUCUUGGUUUGUUGCGUGUU